Molecule: messenger RNA, 11951 nt
Organism: Onychostoma macrolepis
Lineage: Eukaryota; Metazoa; Chordata; Actinopteri; Cypriniformes; Cyprinidae
Gene: sh3pxd2aa
Product: SH3 and PX domains 2Aa
Exons: 16
Coding region: 2284-5559 (1091 amino acids)
Biological process (GO): superoxide anion generation
Cellular component (GO): cytoplasm
Molecular function (GO): superoxide-generating NADPH oxidase activator activity; protein binding; phosphatidylinositol binding
Source: RefSeq, a predicted model, not a curated record
GUAGAGGCUCUUAAACUGCAACAGAGCCCUUGUCAAGAAGCCCAGCCCCAUUGCCCAAAUAUCCCAGCGUGUGCGCGCGCUUCCUGCGAAUGGACUUCGCGGUGAAUGCGCCCCGGCCUUUAUGACGUGCUCCGCUCACGUUUUGAGGAGAACCCCCCAGACUUCAGCUUCACUACUGUAGUCCACACAAAGGACGCGCUCGUGCCUUUAUGACGCGUCGAUCCGGAUUCCAGAAUGACACUGUAGAACGCGUCUCGAUUCGAAUUCUGCUGGAACGCGGCGGUUCGAGAAUCCGCUCUGCGUUGUGAGAGGAAUGGAUACGGGAAUGUGCGUUUCCUGCGGACGGAUAUAAGUUUUGCAUGAUUUAUUACUCGAUCUUCAUUUCUACAUUACGUCAGGGGGGAAUAAACGGACUGAUUAAACGGACGGACGGACGGGGCAGCAAUCGUUUGCUUUCAUUGAGAAGAGGAACACCGAUAUUAUUCGUGCAAACGUCUUCGUGACUGUCCAUUUAAUUCUGUAGCCGUGCUCCCGAAGCCUCUGUUUUCACAAUGCAGUUUAGGACAGUUUUGGAUGUAAAAGUGGUGGAUGUGGAGAAGAGGAGGAAUCCAUCCAAACAUUACGUGAGUUGGCUACCUAUUCACCUUGCGUCCUUCUCGAACCUGAUGCUGAGAUACAGAAAGACGCAUCUGGAUCAUGAUAAAGAACAUUUCUGCAACGUUAUGACCAAAUACGUUUUGAGCUGGUUCUGCGUUGUCCUAUAAAAGUCUGCUUUUUAAAAAAAACAUUUUUUUUUUAUCAUUAGCCGAGAUGAGUUGUUUUAUGUUUAUUGGAGAAUAAUACACAUACAAACUACAGACGUCCGUUUAAGAUUAAAAACAACAACAAAUAAAUAAAUAAAGUACUGAAAAAGAUGACCUCAGAUUAAACACCUGCAUAUGCCUACUCAAUUAUAAUCAUUUGGCAAAUGAAUUUGUGGAUUUAGAUUUCUAUGCAAGAUUCAAAUGAAAUAACAUGUCUGCAAGUAGCCUAAUGUCAAUUGCAUAAUCAGGGCAAUAACAACAGCAUAAUCACAAUUUGUGAAAACGCUACAAUUAUGGUAUAGCCUAUAUUGUUUCUAUGAACAUGGAGAAAAACUAUCCAAUGUUAUGAAGAAUAUUUGUGCAUCUAAUGAUCAAUGGCGUGCGUGUUAUGAUCAUCUGUGGUCAAAAGUUAUUAAACUUUGUCACACCCCCUUUUCGAGCAAUUUAGGCCACAACUUUAGUGACAGAUUCUGGGUUUAGUGGCCCGAAGAAGUGCCCAUAUAUGGCUGGAGUAGAAGCUUAUGUAUUUCCUGCAAAAGAUGGACUCUGCGGUUUCUUUUAAAUAUUUAUGAUACCACUUCUUGAAAGCAUAUAUUAGACCAAAUAGAUUAGCCUACCUAAAGACUAGUUCAACAAAAAUUACAUAGAGUAAAUUUGAAAAUCGGUCCCAAUUCCCCCCAGAGUUCAUCCUAUAGGCUACACAAAGGUCCAAAAGUCCAGUGCAUUUUGUAUUUUUUAUUUUUUUUUCUGAUUGAAUACAGCAUUUUAAUGACUAAUUCCAUCAUUGAUAUCACAAUUUAAGUGCAAAUUUAUUUUUAAAAUUUGUAUGGAUUUGAGAUUUUAUUUGUGUUUUGCAUAUCCCUCCCUUGUGUAACUCCAUAAAUGUGUGUGAAACCCGAUGAUCAUGCAUGAUUUGAGAAUGAUCAUCCAAAGAGCAUCUUGCACUUCAGUGGAAGCAAAUAUAUCUGACCUACUGUACAAAGAGUUCAGAUGGUUAAUGUUACCAGUUGAUAAGUGACCUAUUUCUAGUACAAAAUCUUAGGCCUAAACAUUUAUUCAUUUUUCAUAUUCACAAUACUCAAGCAUAGUUUAUUUCCAGGUAUAAAUUAAGAUUGUGCAUUAUAAACUUGUAAAGUUCAUUCCAGCUUGAGUGCAUGCUGAAACAAAAAGGUGGUACAUAAAAAGAUAGGUUCAACUUUUCACACUGCUUUGCCAUUAAAAAUAGAGAAACCCAGUUUUUUUAGACAGUAGCCAGUCAACCAAGUAUUCUGUCAUUCUAAAUGAUGGUACAUUAUAACAGCCUUGACAUUCAUCAGUAGUUGUGGCUUUUUGUUUUGAACAGCUUGUUUAACAUGGGCCCAUUGUCUCCUAACCACGAGAGCUGCAGAGCUGUUCUCAGGUGUAUCUCAUCAAUGUCACAUACUCUGACUCCACAUCCCACAUCAUCUACAGAAGAUACAGCAAAUUCUUUGACCUUCAGAUGCAGAUUCUCGACAAGUUCCCAAUUGAGGGAGGGCAGAAAGAUCCCAAAAAAAGGAUUAUCCCUUUUCUUCCAGGCAAAAUCCUAUUCCGACGAAGUCAUGUGAGAGACGUGGCCAUGAAGAGACUACGCUUUAUUGACGACUAUUGCAGAGCGCUGGUCCGGCUUCCUCCCCAGAUCUCACAGAGUGAGGAAGUUCUCCGCUUCUUCGAGACCAAACCAGAUGAUAUCAACCCUCCCGUAGAAGAUUAUGGAUCCAAACGCAAGUCAGUUUGGAUGUAUGGCCUUCAGGACAGUCCAACCAAGUCUGAGGCCUCAGGACUGGACAGCAGUGAGCCCAUGGUGCUGGAGCAGUACGUGGUGGUGGCCAACUACGAGCGGCAGGAGAACUCCGAGAUCAGCCUGAAGGCUGGAGAGACGGUGGACGUAAUCGAGAAGAGUGAAAGCGGCUGGUGGUUUGUCAGCACAGUGGAAGAACAAGGCUGGGUUCCUGCCACGUACCUGGACUCUCAGAGCGGCACCAGAGAUGAUCUGGACUUGGGAACAUCUAGAUCUGGAGAAGUUACUAAGAGACGUAAGGCUCAUCUGAAGAGGCUCGACCGGAGAUGGACACUAGGGGGAAUAGUCAACCGCCAACAGAGUCGAGAGGAGAAAUAUGUCACUGUCCAGGCGUAUACCAGUCAGGGAAAGGAUGAGAUCGGGUUCGAGAAAGGAGUAACCGUGGAGGUCAUCCAGAAGAACCUGGAGGGAUGGUGGUACAUCAGGUAUCAGGGUAAAGAGGGCUGGGCCCCAGCCUCAUACCUGAAGAAACUGAAAGAUGACCUUUCCCCAAGGAAGAAGACUCUGACUGGCCCUGUGGAGAUCAUCGGUAACAUAAUGGAGAUCAGUAACCUCCUCAACAAGAAAGCUGUAAGCGAGAAGGAUAUUCAGACUGAUGGAGAGGCCACCAGCCCUGAGCGCCACAUCUCCAAAAGUGAAAUCAGUUUACCUAUCCCAUAUGCCCCAGAGGCUGGAGUGGCACCCACAGUGGUCACUGGUUUAGGAAUGAACUCUGGAUCUAGCGCCGCCCUACAAGAGAACAAGAGCAGGGCAGAGCAGGGGUCACCUGCUAUAGCCCGGGUGGCACCACACAGAGUUGAAAUAGGAUUUGAUGCCAUAGGAUCUCCAAACCUCAGGCAAAAACCUCCUCCUCGAAGAGAUACAAAUCUGGCAUUCCAGUUGCCCAAACCUCCAGAGGCCCCUACUGUGGAAGCGGAGUACUACACCAUAGCAGAGUUUCAAUCCAGUAUCUCAGAUGGCAUCAGCUUCCGUGGAGGACAAAAGGCUGAUGUCAUAGAGAAGAAUUCUAGUGGUUGGUGGUAUGUCCAGAUCGGGGAUAUGGAGGGCUGGGCACCCUGUUCCUUUAUCGAUAAACGCAAGAAGCCCAACCUGAGCAGGCGAACCAGCACACUUACCCGCCCUAAAGUUCCACCCCCUGCUCCACCAGUCAAGAAACAGGACUCAGAGGAAUCACCUUCUCUGGCUGGCUCUGCCUCCAAAGCUCCAGAAUCUCCCACUCAGCGUGUCUAUGAGGAGCCGGAAUAUGAUGUUCCCGCCAUUGGUUUUGACUCCGAUCUGGACAGUAAUCCUCCAAAACAAAAAAUAAACAAUUCCCCAAAACCAGAGCCCCGUAAGUUUGAAAUUAAAAGCAACCCAGCAGCAGCCGAAAGAAUUGCACAAGCUGGCAAAGCAUCGCCUUUACUAAAAGUGAUGACCUCCCCCUUGAGGAAAAGAAACUCGUUGGAGGAUGUCAAUAAGGAGGAGGCGAUUUAUGAAAAUGAAGGCUUUAGGUUCUCCUCCGAUGACUUUGCCAGAGGUUGCGAUUCAGAUACCCCAAGGAGUCUCACACUGGGUCGUAAACCCUUUGGGUCCUCCUCUGGAGGAGGGAAGCCCCUCCGGAAGGUAACGCCGGAUCUAAGCCGGAGUCACUCUCUUGGCCGUGCAGAGAGACACAGCCAUAAGUCAUCUUCAGAUGAAUCAGGACGCAAUCCCAAAAGAGAGCCUGUCAUGCGAAAAGAUGUGGAGAUCCGUGUUGGUCAAAGUCCCUUAGCCAGGCCCAAACCAGUGGUGCGACCCAAACCUCUGCUUACAAAGUCAGAGCCACAAAGUCCCGAAAGAAUGGAUAUCAGCAGCCUACGCCGGCAGCUUCGGCCCACCGGAAGUCUUCGGCAAGGCCCAAUCCGUGCAGUACGUGGCGGUGAAGAUUCUGAGACUGCUUCCGUUGUGUCCUCUGAGGAUUCCAUCUCCUCAAGAAGCACCUCCGAUCUCUCCAGCGUCUAUUCCAAAGGUAGCCGAGGUGGGGAAUCCGACCAUGAAAGUGUGCUCUGCAGGACCACAGAUGCCUACGAACGGGCCCAAGAGUCAGAGGUCAGCUUCCCAGCUGGUGUGGAGGUUGAGGUAUUGGAGAAGCAGGAAAGUGGAUGGUGCUAUGUCCGUUGGGGCGAUGAUGAGGGAUGGGCACCUACUUUCUACUUGGAGCCAGUCAAGCAUACCCAAAACGUUGGUGUACAAGAAUCCCGUGAUGGCCCUCUUGUUGAUCUUGGUAGCACCAACAAGUCCAACAGCCUCGAGAAAAAUGAGCAGCGUGUUCAGGCCCUUAACAACCUAAACCAGCAGAACCUGAGGAGUAUGAGCAACCCUAGCCCACCAAUCCCAUCCAAACCACCGGGGGGUUUUAGCAAACCAACCGCAAUGCUGAACGGUUCAGGCGUACGGAUGAGGAACGGUGUCCGUCAAGCAGCAGUGCGACCGCAGUCAGUGUUUGUAUCUCCACCACAGCCUCUGAAGGACACCAACAUCCACACAGGGUCUUUGAGAAGAAAUGAAUCACUGGGUGCAGGCGACCACUUGAGGUCCACAGGCGGUGUAAGGCGAAACUCCUCCUUCACUGCCGUUCGACCGCAGGCGGUGACUGAUGUACGGGUCAGGUCUGGGACCACCAUUACAGCACCCGCCGGAAGUUCAAGCCCCUUGAUUGCCCAGAGAAACGGAAUUCCAAUCUCUACAGUAAGACCCAAGCCCAUCGAGAAGACGCACCUCAUUCACAACAACCUUCGAGAGGUUUACGUAUCUAUCGCUGACUACCGUGGCGACGAAGAGACCAUGGGUUUCUCGGAGGGCACUAGUCUUGAAGUUCUGGAGAAGAAUCCAAACGGAUGGUGGUACUGCCAGGUUCUCGAUGGCUUGCAGGGACGCAAAGGCUGGGUACCGUCUAACUACCUGGAGAGAAAAAAGUAAUUCCCCAAAAAUGUUUCAAACAUGCACAAUUGUAAUCAAAAUGUAAAAAGACGAACUGACUGAAGGACUUUUGGUUUGAAAAGAGAGGGACAGAGCCUUUUAGAAAGGAGUUUACAUUAAAACUAGAGUAAUGCAGGUGAAUGUUUAGCAAAAUACCUGCCGUAACUUUAUGCCAAAUGGGUGCCUUCGUACAUCUUUCACUGAAUGUUAAGAGGAAUCGGUCAAAUACCAGUGAAGCAACGAAAAUACCAAACUUCAACUUAGUGCCAUAGGCCUACAAGUACAGAAAGCAACAAACUUAUUUUUGUUACAACAAAUACCAGUGAGAAAGAUCAUUUCAGCAUAGGUGCAUAACCAAAAGUGCAAAUCCAAUCUUAAGCACUUGUAAACAAGAAAUUCCUGUUGAAAAAUUUUUGAACAAAAAACCAACGUCAAAUGUUAUCUUAGCAUUGAGUGUGCUCAAAGAAACAAAGCAUAACUUUGAUUGUUGUUUUUUAAAAAACUAUCCUUUUUUAAAAUAGUUUUGUGUUGAUGUUUGUGUUAUAUCUUCCUUAGAGAUGUAUUUCUGCUUUCUUGUAACAUCCUAACAGAUCAAAACAGUUCACCGAGUCACAUCCUGUCCUGAUUAAUUGCAGGUUGUUAUUGUUUAAGUCUCUUUGUCUUUCCCAUUCUUUAAAUAUGCACAGGCCAAAAUGAAUGAAACAUGUUAAAGGAAAAUAGUCUGUGAAAGCUACAUGCAUAGAUCACCUCAUGCCCACUUAAUUAUUGGGUUUAAACCCAAGUUUAGUUUACAAAGUACAUCUGUUUAUAUUAGGAGUAUAGACAGCUUCAGAGGACAGGACUUUAGAUAUUGCUGCUCUGUGUGUGCUAAAUCUGUUCAUUCAAGAAAUCAGGACUGGAAAAUCUUUUGUUUGGUCAGCAUUUUAUCCCAGGGACGUAGUGACAUAACAUUGAGCCCAAAAUGUGAUCACACCAAAGAAGAAUUACAGACACAUUUGCUAGUUUGUUAAUAUUUAUUUUAUGGGUACAAAUAAAUACAGUGUAUUCAGCAAAACCUAAACGAGGUUUCAGAACUGAGAACAAAGUAUAUUUAAUUGUUAUAUCUGGAAGCACUUGAUUUUUUUUUAACCCAAAGAAAAGCACAUUAAUAUGCAAGGAUCAUUUCUACGUUACGAUAUUGCUGGGCAGUAUUGAAUCUGAAGUUAGACAAUAAGCACUACCAUCAUAGUGUUUCAUUCUUGACAAAGAUAUUAAAAUAAAUUCACGAAAUUUAUCUUAGUCCAUAGUCCAAUCUCUAAUUCUCUUCUUUAUAGAUGUCUGAGCUCAGAAUGAUUACUUCCCCCUUAUUCAAUCAGAUAAUAUUCACUAACAGCAUCAAACAAUUGAUGUUCAAGACUGCUGAAAUAUUUUUCUAAUGAAUAGUGUGAGCUCUUAAAUGAGUUUAACACUACUUUUAUUUGAUUUAGUUUUCUGCUGGACAGUAUUUUAGUGUUAAACAGUUAAAACAUUAAUUACCUGCUAGAUUGCAGUUAUAUUCUAUUAAGCAGAAAAUUGUUUAUUUUGUCUUGUUUGUUGGUUGUUGUGUGAUCACACAUGGACAAUAAUGAUGAAUGAAGUCGUUCAUUUGUUGUGAAUCAAUGCAUUUGAGCUUUUUCUUGAAUGCACUGGUUUAAAGAUGCAGUGUACUUCAUCAGCAUAUAAUUUAUUUUUUGUUGUAUUUAUAAUGUUUUAUGUUUUUUAAAAAAUGUUUUUAAUACUGUCUUGAGAAGAUGUCAUUUUAUUGUCAUUUGACACUCUCUCUUAAAACUUGAAAUUCUUGGUAGUUCUGUAGUAAUUGGCUACUGCUAUAUUCUGAGCUUUUUUUUUUUUUCAUACCAAGAUGAUUUUUUUGUCUCUUAUGUAGGCCUCUGUUAAUUAGGCAGAUGAAUAAUGUCUCCUACUGUCCUAAAAUUGGAAGCAGAUUUUUAAAACAAUUCUUGUGAACAUUUUUUCUCAUUAUGUGAACAUGCUUUCACAUAAUUUUUAAGAUCAGAAAUGCAUUUUCAACCAAGCUGAUUGCUGCACCUUUAGCAACUAUGUACACUUCCUUUCUCGUUAUUGAUCCACAUAUAAUGCCAGAUUAUUUAAACAAAAAAUAUUUUUAUUUCAUUAUAACAUCAUCCUAUCACUCCCAGAUUUUUUCUUUUUUUUUAAAUUGACAUUACAAAAAAAAAUCUGAAUAAUAAUCACUCAAUCCUAUUUAAAAGCCAGCAGUAAAAUGGGAACGAUCAAAUGACAACAUUUUAUAAUAAAAACAGCAGGGCUCUCUAGUUAUAUAAUAUAUGCGGAUCCCUAAUUGUGACUGGACCAAAUUUGAUUUGAGUGUUUCGUUUAAAUGUUAUCAUUUAAAAAAAAAAAAAAAAAAAAAAAGCAAUAAUGGGAUUUUAAAGUUGUAAUUUGGGUGAUUUUGUUUUUAACUUUUAAAUUUGAAAAUGAAAAUCAAGCCAUUGCACUCUCAGUUGCAACUCUAUUUUUGACGAUGGCAUUAUAGAAAUGUGUCGAUUCACUACAGCGCAGUGCUUGUGAUGGAUGUUGCUAAGCUCCAUUAACACUUUGCUUUUUCUUCAUUUGCGCCUAUACAAUUUACAAGGGAACUGUUAAGUGUCAAACUAGUUCUUAUAUUACUUGUGUAUCUGCUAGCUUUGUUUUAUGUGUUCUUUAUUUAUUUAAAUUUUAAUGCUUUUUUUUUUCAGGAACAGUAUUGUGUUUUACUGUUUUUUCUUUUUUUUUUUCUUUCUCCUGUUCACUUUUGACAUUACUCAGAUGGAAUGAGGAAAUGUGCAAUACAAAAACAGGCAUCACACCAGUUAAGAACCAUAGCAUUGGAGAAAUCUUUGUUUUUACUUAAAAUUCUGACAAUUUUAUGUCAAAUAAUGCCUGGUUUUGUCCCAUAGUUUUUUGUUUUGUUUUUUUUAAUCCUCCAAGUCAAAAUAUAUCAAUGUGUGUUCAAAUAUGUUAUGCUGAAUGUUAAAAUGCCCUGAUAGAUGGACACCUUCAGUCUGCCAGCCAACCAUGACUUGAUUUCUGCAUUCAUACAUUUUACCUACUGAACUGCAUCUUGCUUUAAGGGGUUUAGUGACCUCACAGAUCCAUGGUGAAUCAGUAUGGAAAAAAAUAGGGAAGCAUGGGCAUAUCUAAUUCUCAGAUAGACAGGCAUUUGACAGAUCAGCCUGUCAAAUUACAAAUUUGAGAUGGUGGGGCAAAUCCAUCAGCAGCUAUAUGAGUGCCGCACCACACACUGCCAACUUCUCUACAUCCGCCCCCUACAUUCCACUGUUACCAUGGCAAACUCUAUCCUAAAUCCCAAUCGACUUGCAUACUGUAUCAUUGACAGAUUUCUUUUUCAUUUUUGUUUAGUCUACUAACAAGUUCAUUUUUAGCUUUAGGUUUAUUCUGAAAAUCCAGGUUUAACUUUCCACACCUUAAAAUAACGUGGGCUGCAUAUAUUUGCUUCUCUUCCUGUCUGAAUUCAUUAUUAUGUGAGCUUACAAUGCCUUUGAAUCGGAAUGCUUUUACUGAGAGUUUGAGAACAGAGAAUUUCACUUUGGUUGAAAAUGAGGAGGGUUAUGAGUGACUGUCUUUGAGUUUCUGGUCAAGAGAAGCUUUUUAUGAGAGUUGAAAUAUCUUCACCUUUCCAUAGUUAAACAGGCCUUCUCGGAUUGCUAUAGUUUUGUUUAAUGCUGCGUUUUCUUUUCUGUUUUCCUUUUGUAUAAUCAUAUUAAGAUUUAUGUUUAUGUGGGAGAAUGUAUGGUAUAUUUACAGGAAUGUCCCAGGUUCUGUGACAUGGUGUUGAAAAUAAUUUCAACCAACCAAUCUCUUGAGAAAAUGUUACUGUUACAGUGAUUUUGUAUGAAUUUGUACAAUGUCAUUAGGACAGAAACAUGCUUUUCAUCAUUCGAACAUCCAUGAAUUUGUAUGAAAUGUACAAUUUUAAGAAAAAAGUUAGCAAGAAGGUCCACCUUCAUGUAUUCUGAAAGUCAGUGAAUUUGUACAACGUGAUUCAUACGGAAACAUACAGUUUGUUAAAAAAAAGUUAGCAUGGAGGUCCUCCCUCAUGAUGAAUCUCCAUCGUUAGGAAUUCAAAGAUCCAUGAAUUUGUAUGUCGUGAUUCAUUCAGAAACACAAUUUUUAGGCAAAUCUUAACAUGAAGGUUCACCUUCGAGAUUCAAGAUCCACCCUUAAACCUAACCGUCAGUGGGGUGUAACCAGAUUAUACGAAAAUGUCCAAAUGAAAUUAUUAUCGUUAUGAAUUGCAAGGAUGUGUUGGUUUUCAAUAUACAACACUUAGUAUUGAACCUGGAACAUCCUUUAAGCUCCUGAAUCGGAAUAGAAGAAUGUAGCUUGACGAAAAUAAGAUUGUGGGUGUAUUUUUCCUUGUUUGGUGUAUUCUGUGGUGGUUUGUGUACGGGAGAUUUAAACGGUGGAAAGUGAAGGUGAACAGAGGGAAUGUUUGUUUAUGAUGUUUGGUUAGAAGAGAAUCCAGUCAGGUAAGGUUAGACAUGAUUAAACCGCUCUAAUGGACUUGAAGAAGUGUUCGCCGUGGAAAGAAAAGCAAGGCUUUUUACGAUAAUUAGCACUUCAGAGAAGCUUCCCGCUAGCAGUAGCUCAUUAUGAUGUCACAGUGGCACUGCAUUGUCAUAACAGCACUAGUGAGGCGCAGUGUUGUAGAAACACACUAGUUAUUUCUGUUGGAAAACUGACUGCAACUUAAUUCAAGCGAGCAGCUUUGUCUCCAAGGCCAUUGUUUCUCAAAACAUGCCUUAGUGCUUGAGUACACAUGCUGAGGUUUAGAAACUUGCAAACAGAUAUCCACCCCAGCUCGCCGCUGCUGCAGACCUCUUUAUAACAAUUAAAAAGUUGCUGACAGAAUGUGUAAAAGAAUAGGACUGCUCGUCUCCAGCUCACCCACCGCGGUGUCAGGAGUACAAGCGCGCUGUGAAAUCACAUUACCCGAGUGCUCGGUUAAUUACAGAUGCUUGAGAAGAGCGGCGUGAAUACAAAUGUCACACUGAUUGUGGAUGUCGAGCUGCCGGGGGCUCGGAUCAGAUGCCGAGAUAGAUUGAUCGUGUCUCUAAUGGCUCACAGCAUGUCGAGAUGUAUUAACAUCAUUAAGAGGAACCAUUUGAGCUUCCUGCGUCAGUGAAAGGCUUGAUUUACUGAGGCGUCUAUAUGUCGUGUCGGUGUACAACAAAAGUUGUAAGAACGUAUGUGAUCGAUUGCAUCGGAUGUCAUUUACAGGGCUUGGAAAACCUGGGAGUUUUAAAAUUGUGAGUUUCAAGCCUGGAAAAGUCACGGGUGAAAACAUAUUUCAUUGGAAGAAUUGCUCGGUUGCUGGAAAAUUCAUGGAAAGUAAUUAACUUUUGAAAUUAAAAGUUACAGCAAGUACCCAGUGACUAUAUUGCUACUCAAACAUUUGAUACAUUUCAUCAAUAAUUUGACUAAUAUUUCAUGCGACCUUACCUGCAUAACAAGGAAGUAGGCCUGUUUUAGGCAUGGAUUGUGGUGGAGAGAGUUGAAUGUGUGCUAGGUGUGAUGUACAAAGUGCUUGAAAGGAGUUUGGUAGGUUUUAUUUAUCUUUUUCUGUGUUCAUCUGCAUUUUUGAUCAGAUGCAUCAGUGUUUGGUGUGAGGCGGCAGGGUGUGUUUAUGUGUUCACUUUGAUGCGAACAAGUGCAGAAAGGGAACAUGCUGCGGCGGUCUAAUCUCUUGCUGUUUUGUGUCCCUGUCUCUGCUCAGCUGUCUGCACUAAUUACCCUUCUUCUCCUCUUAAUUAACAGUCACGAAAAAACAGCACGUGGGGCCAGUAACAUCUUGCUUAAAAUAAUUUUUGAUGAGCGUCACUCUGAAAUGUACAUUUAUUGAGGUUUGCUUUCAUCAUGCACCCACUUAACAGACUGCUUAUAAGAGUUUUUAUUUAUUUAUUUAUUCUUUUUUCUAAAUAUGAUCUUAUACAUGUAUAGCAUGUAUUCUUGGACAGUCUUUAAACUAGUUCAAAAAAGACUCCUCAAGUGAUUUUUCAAACAAAGUUGAAUUCUCAGACAGGAAGUGAAGAUGCCUAGAUGCUCUCAGACAGGAAUGUUCAACUAGAUAUUUGCAAAACCCUCUUGUCGUAAGAUAUAUUAAAAAGUGUGCUCUUGGAUAUAUUGAGAAAAGGCCUUGAAUUGAUAUUAUUCAGCGCUCAGCCAAAUCUACAUUUUGUAUGCAUUUCUUUUAAAGAUCUAAAGGUCAACAGCUUCAGCUUUUAAUUUUCAGCAUUUUUUUUUUUUUUUUACUGUACAUUUUGCUUUUGUACCUUUUUAUGUUUACAUUGUAUCUUGCAUUGUUCUAAAGGAAAACACAAUAAAAUGUAUCCUCC